CAUUGAAUCCUAAAUAUUCUCCAGCUGGGAAUCAGACAAGGGCAGAAAUGAAGAACCCAGAAGCCCAGCAGGAUGUUUCAUUUUCCCAGGGAUUUCGCAUGUUGUUUUACACGAUGAAACCCAAUGAAACUUCAUUUCAAACGUUAGAAGAGGUGCCUGAUUAUGUUAAAAAGGCAACUCCAUUUUUCAUUUCCUUGAUGCUACUUGAACUUGUUGUCAGCUGGAUUCACAAAGGGAAGUCACCGGGUCGCUUGGAUGACGCUUUAACGUCAAUCUCAGCUGGUGUUCUGUCUCGACUUCCAAGUCUAUUUUUCAGGAGCAUUGAACUGACCAGUUAUAUUUACAUCUGGGAGAACUACAGGCUGUUCAGUUUGCCUUGGGAUUCUCCAUGGACUUGGUAUUUAACCUUCUUUGGAGUUGAUUUUGGCUACUACUGGUUCCAUCGUAUGGCCCAUGAAGUUAAUAUUAUGUGGGCCGGACACCAAACACAUCAUAGUUCUGAAGACUAUAACUUAUCCACGGCACUGAGACAGUCUGUCCUCCAGUUGUAUACUUCCUGGAUUUUCUACUCUCCCCUGGCCCUCUUCAUACCCCCUUCAGUAUAUGCUGUUCAUCUUCAGUUCAAUCUUCUUUACCAAUUUUGGAUCCAUACAGAGGUCAUCAAUAACCUUGGUCCUUUGGAACUGAUUCUUAAUACUCCUAGCCAUCAUAGGGUUCAUCAUGGCAGAAAUCGUUAUUGCAUAGACAAAAAUUUUGCUGGUGUUCUUAUUAUUUGGGAUAGAAUAUUUGGGACAUUUGAAACAGAAAAUGAGAAAGUUGUAUAUGGCUUAACACAUCCCAUUAAUACAUUUGAACCAAUCAAAGUGCAGUUCCAUCACUUAUUUUACAUAUGGACUACAUUCUGGGCCACACCUGGAUUCUUCAAUAAGUUGUCUGUCAUAUUUAAGGGACCAGGAUGGGGUCCAGGUAAACCAAGACUUGGUCUAAGUGAAGAAAUUCCAGAGGUCACUGGGAAAGAUGUUCCCUUCUCAUCAUCUGCAUCUCAGCUAUUAAAGAUAUACACAGUUGUACAGUUUGCUCUGAUGCUAGUGUUUUAUGAAGAGACCUUUGCAGACGCAGCUGCACUGUCACAAGUGACUCUCCUUCUGAGAGUUUGCUUCAUUAUCCUGACCUUGACUUCCAUUGGAUUUCUUCUGGAUCAAAGACCCACGGCAGCUUUUAUGGAAACUCUCCGUUGCUUGAUGUUCCUGAUGCUGUACAGAUUUGGUCACCUGAAGCCUGUAGUCCCUUCCUUGUCAUCUGCUUUUGAGAUUGUUUUCUCCAUUUGCAUUGCUUUCUGGGGAGUUAGAAGCAUGAAACAACUCACGUCUGGCCCCUGGAAAUAACCUGAAUUUGUACAUAAUUCUCUUCUUUUAAUGAGUUGUCCACAAGCAUAUUAAAAUGUAAUUAUCUUA
This is a messenger RNA of Chlorocebus sabaeus (green monkey), 1454 nucleotides long. It is a transcript of the gene AGMO, whose product is annotated as alkylglycerol monooxygenase. Gene Ontology annotation, cellular component: endoplasmic reticulum. Gene Ontology annotation, molecular function: iron ion binding; glyceryl-ether monooxygenase activity. The record is from RefSeq and is a predicted model, not a curated record. Gene Ontology annotation, biological process: lipid biosynthetic process. NCBI's taxonomy places the organism in Eukaryota, Metazoa, Chordata, Mammalia, Primates, Cercopithecidae.